AUGGGGACCACUGUUUUCCGUUUGCCCUUGGAUGUUUUUGUAGGCACAAAGCUCUUUGUCAUUGGUGAUGCCAAGUUGACCCGUGCCAUUCUGACUGACAAAGGGACCACCAAGCCAAUGAACAUGUAUGAAAACUUUAACAACAUGGCCAAUGGGGCCAUAUCCUUGUUUGCAAGCAAUGGGUCAUACUGGCAUGCACGACGCAAGGCCAUUGCUCCCGCCUUCUCCUCUCAACAUGUUCAACGAAUGAACGCAAUUGCCAUCGCAAACUGCGAUGAGUGGCUUGAAACAAAAUUGAAGCCCCUCGCCAAAGAGGGCAAGUCCUUUGACGCGGAACGGGAAAUGAUUGACUUGAUGCUGUCCACUAUUUCUGAAAGUGCUUUUCAGUACAAAAUGUCUCCUACAGAAAUGGAUGCAUUCAAGGAAGAUCUGGCAACAGUUGCCAACUACAAUCUCUUGAAGACAAGUCUUGGGCGCUGGAGAAUGGCUAUUAGCUGGUUGCUUACAGAUCGCCAGGCGUAUGGGAAGGCUGCCACACGGAUCCAGGCACUAUGCUACAAGCUAAUUGCGAUCUACAAGCAGUUGGAAAACCCUACAAAGGAACCAUUAUCGAACUCGUUGUGCGCAACGAGGCAUACAACAAUGAUGCAGAACGAGCUGCUGACCCAAAUGGAUAGUCAUGGCCACACUGCUUGCUGCUGCGACCACAUUGGCAUGGGCACUGACGGACCUUGCUCAACACCCACUGCAUCAGGAAGACUACGACGAUCCAUCCAACAGGAUGAUCUCCAGCCCCCCCCCCCCCACCAGCUGGAAAGUGUUCACCAAACCAUCCGUGAAUCUAUGCGACUUCACCCGGUGGUUGCAGUAUCUGCUCGUAGUACUGGCAAGGAUUUCAUCACAAAGCAGGGGAAACUCAUCCCUGCGGGCAGCCUUGCAGUAAUGAGCUAUUUUGUUGUGAUGCGUGACCAGUCCAUCUUUGCGGAAGAGGCUGAUGAGUUCAAACCGGCUCGUUGGGAAAACCCCACAAAGGACAUGACAUGCGCAUUUAUGCCCUUUGGUGCUGGACAGCAAAACUGUGUGGGCCAGAAGUUGGCCAGUGUAGAGUUGCAUUGCAUACUUCCUCGUAUCAUUUCCCAAUUUGAGUUGAUUGUGGAUGAUCCUGGUCGACCCAAAUAUGUCCUUGUUGUGUCACCAGCUAACUGCUUGCUCAAGGCCAAGCUUGUUGCUCAUCCGUAG
Molecule: messenger RNA, 1239 nt
Organism: Seminavis robusta
Lineage: Eukaryota; Bacillariophyta; Bacillariophyceae; Naviculales; Naviculaceae
Source: the annotation of a GenBank genome assembly